UGGCAACGCCCGCUGGAGGAGUCCCAGUGUAAAAAAGGUCCGGGAGAAGUGUCAGCGGCCGGGAGUGGGACCCUGCAGCGCAUUCUUUCCCUGCCAGCGACUGUCCCCGCGGCUGGGCGGUCUAGGGCUGGGGAAAUGUUGCAGGAGGAGUCGGACCUGUCUCUCGUCAUCGCCCAGAUAGUCCAGAAACUCAAGGGCUCCAAUUUGUACGCUCAGCUGGAACGGCAGGCCUGGGCCUGCCUCCAGAGACCUGAGAUCAGACUUGAGUCACUCAAAGAAGAUAUUAAGGAAUUCUUUAAAAUAUCAGGUUGGGAGAAGAAACUUCAGAAUGCUGUUUAUAGUGAACUGAAUGUGUAUCCAUUGCCCAGUCAUCCUUCUGCACCUCCCGAGCAUCUCAAAGAGCCUUUGGUCUACAUGAGGAAAGCACAGGGAAGUUGGGAAAAAAGAAUCUUGAAGAGUUUAAAUAGUAUGUGCACUGAGCUGAGUAUCCCACUGGCACGAAAGAGACCAGUUGGAGAACAGAAAGAACUCCUGAAUAAAUGGAAUGAAAUGGGGACUGAUGAGCCAGAUUUAAGCCUUUUUCGGCCUGUUUAUGCUCCUAAGGACUUUCUUGAGGUAUUAAUUAAUCUCCGCAACCCAAAUUAUGAAAAUGGUGAUUCUCUUAGUUUUAGGACUCAUUUGGGUUUAAUCCAAGUUCCUCUGAAAGUAAAAGACAUCCCUGAAUUGAAAGAAUGCUUUGUAGAACUUGGCUUAACGACAGGACAACUGGGUAUAGAUGAUUCUACACAAGUGCCUCCUGAACUUUUUGAAAAUGAGCAUGUACGUAUUGGGCAAAAAGUUCUGGUGCAGCAGGAUAGCGCCGCUGCCCAGCAGUACAUCCGACAAGGGAGUCCCACGGCACUGAGAGCUGAGCUCUGGGCGCUCAUUUUGAAUAUUUCCAGUCAGCCUGAGGACAUCCUGUAUUAUGAGCAACUUAAGACCAAUGUGAUACAGCAUGACCUUUUGGUGGACAGUCUAAUUUAUAAAGAUGUGAAGCUGACAGCAAGCAAUGAUGAUUACUAUUUUGUAUUUGAAGAUUAUUUAUAUCAGGUAUUACUUUGUUUUUCACGGGAUACGUCUGUACUGGGUCAUUUUGCAUACAACAGCGCUUCACCACCGAAAUCCUACAUCAGAGGAAAGCUAGGACUGGAAGAAUACGCUGUCUUCUAUCCACCGAAUGGUGUAAUCCCCUUCCAUGGAUUUUCCAUGUAUGUCGCACCGCUGUGUUUUCUGUAUCAUGAACCGUACAAAUUGUACCAGAUAUUCCGUGAGAUGUACGUCCGCUUUUUCUUCAGACUCCACUCCAUCUCCUCUCAUCCUUCUGGUAUUGUGUCGCUCUGUCUGCUGUUUGAAACUCUUCUUCAAACCUAUCUUCCCCAACUCUUUUACCACCUGAGAGAAAUCGGAGCUCAGCCACUUCGUAUAUCAUUUAAGUGGAUGGUUCGAGCUUUUUCUGGAUACUUAGCUACAGAUCAACUCUUGCUUUUGUGGGAUAGAAUCCUAGGAUACAACUCUCUGGAAAUUCUUGCUGUGCUGGCAGCUGCCGUGUUUGCUUUCCGAGCAGUGAACCUGAUGGAGGUGACAUCACUGGCUGCAGCUGAAGCAGUUCUGGCUGACCUUUCUACUUUAAAAGUUAUGCCUCUUCUUCAAAUUUUUCUGUUUGCCACUGUUACCUGAUCGUCGAGGUCACUGACAGCACAUCUAGUUUUUCAUUAGAAACUAAUCAUGAACUAUGCAAACUCUGCAUACAACCAAAAUUAAACGUUGCAUAUAAGCCAAUAAAGAUCAUGUUCCCUCCUCAGUUAAAGCUAAGAAGUUUUUCACUUUUUGAAACAAUAACCCUACACACCAAAUACUGUGCUUGCAUGCUGAUGACUGCCAACAGAGAAGCAAUAGACAUCCUUCUACUGAACCGAGCAUCCUACAUGCACAGAUUCCUUACUUGUAACGGGCACGUACCAUAUAUGCAAUAAGAACUAAAGGCACUAUAAUAAACGUCAAGAGGUAGCACAGCUUCUUGUUGAUUUGUAAACUUCUCCCUAGAUAUAGUUCUAUUUAUCAAUUGCUCCCCACUAAAGCCAAUGAUGGGACAGGACAUGAAAAGGCUUGGAAACAAUCAUGCAUUUGAGUGGGAAUUCAAUUGUGCUUUGGUAUGUUAAUUAGCUUUUAAUUUAUGAUGGAUUUUCAGAUCCUUCCACUUUAUUUCUCCAUUAAAUAUCUCCAUUUGAAAAUUUAUACAGAUAUCUCCAUCCCAUACUUUUUGGGACAGUUUUAUAUAGCCCAGGCUAUCCUCAAACUCACUGUGCAGCAGAGGAUGACCGAAUUCCACAUCCUCCUGCCUCCAUCUGCCAGUGCUGGGAUUGCGGGUGUUCUGCACCACUGCCUCCAUCUUAUAAUAUCUUACUGGAAGUCGGAAAUGUAUAGAGGGCUCCCUUUGCACUCCCUGACCUUACGUCUUUCACGUAGAAGCCUGGACACUGCUGAGGCAUGGUGCCGAAGUCUGUUUCCUUGGAAGAAUCUAAGAAGGAAGAUGAAAAUCACAUUGGCUAUGCUGAAGCUCAGUCCUUCCAGAUCGCCUUCUGGAGCAGAACAGCUCAGACACCACAAGUGUUCGUUCAUUCUAGAACUGAAGCCAGUAUUCAAGGGAUUGGGUCUUACUUACUGUUUAUUAUGAGCAAAAGUUUUGUUUUAUAUUUCUUUAAAGAUAUACCAUUUCAGUAUAUGGAAUAAUAGGAUGUGAAAAAAUAUUGUCUUCUAAUUUUAGAUGAAAUUGAAGAUGCUAAUCACUUUAAUAAAACUCAAAUAAACCAAUAGAUUGAUACUCUCCUUAUCUGAAAUUUUAUUAAAUCUUAUCAAAUGUAUCUUAGGAAUCUGUUAUUUUCACAGCAUAUCUUAUUAAAUUCAAUGUAGUAAUUCAAGUGCAGUGAAAUUAAAUUAGAUAUGAAGAAUUUACUGAAAAAUCUAAAUUCUCUUAUUCAUCAGUGCUUCCUGACUUACUGAAGACUAAACAAUUUGUUCUGUGGUUGAUUCUUAACAAACCCACAUGUUAUUGUUUUUGAAAGUGGCACAUUCAUGUCACAUGCCUUGCUGCUGUGCAUGUCCAGAUGCACCUCCAUGGAGGGACAAACAUGACUCCAGGCCACAGUGGCAACAGUAUUAGGAAGAAGUUGCAUUUUAAAUGAUUAGUAGAUGUUUACAGACAUGGGCAUCGUUAAACUUUUUAAAGAUGAUAUGAACUCACUAGUUAGAGACAUUGCAGUUGUCUGAGACACUAGAUUAGGGACCUUUGCUCAUACUAUAUGUUCCUAAAUAAUUAGAUCUCUGUUAUUGGCAAUUGAGAGGGAGACCAGACAGAUGAUUAAAAAAUAUUGUUCCUGCUGUGUUUGCCUUAAAAAAUUGUAAAGGACCCAUGAGAAAAUAUACCUGAAAGUGAUUUUUAAUGUAAAACAUCGAUUCCAUAUCUAAUAAUUUUUAUGUGACAGUUUGAUGUCAACAGCUGGAAGGUAACAUAUGAAGAAUGCCCGCUUCAUUGGCAUGCGUGUUGUAUUUCGUGACAGCUUGAGAUUAUGUCUAUUGAGAAACCAGUCAUUACAUGAUAGAUGCUUUCAUUCAGUGCGCUUGGCUCUGAAUCUUAGUCCCAGACCAAAGCUGCUAGGCAACUUCCCACUUUGCCCCUCUGGCAAACCCCAUCCAGCUGCCCUUAGCUGCUUUGAAGCACUACCAAGAGAGCAGUCAGGUCAUCCUCCUACUCCUAGCAGGGCCUCUUCAGACCGCCUCACCCGGCCUUCUUCCACCGGCAUUCCCCUGUGCCAUCUCCGAUCAAUCACCAACGCCCCCUUCCCUUCUGCUCGGCCAGUGACCACAGGGCUCUGGUAGACUAGGGGUGCAGGGCUAAUGGUCAUAGACACUGUGAAGUAGCUUCACAGGCAAGUUGUUUUGGUUCUUUUGAACUCGGUUCACUACCAUGCACCACAGUUUCGUGUCUGCAAGAGCCUGUCCGACCAUCGUUGGAUCAGGAUGCUCUGCUACUGCAGCUUCCUGGCUAGGAAUGCCCAGCUUGACUUUAACUGUCUAGUGCUUCCUGCUCAGCCUGGACUCUCCUCCCACUGCACAGGGAGAGGAGAGACCUAAGCUUGUACCUUUUCUGCCCUCUAACCAAAGUUUAGCUCGGUCCUCAUACUUCAUUUCUCCCUUGUCUCAAGAAGUCUCUCUACAGCUCUCUAAAUGCUGAUCCAUUUGAGUUAUUCCUGUGCUUACAAAGUUUGACUCCUUGUUGCUUAAAAGAUGAAGUCCCCACUCAUAAGCAUUGAAUAAUUCCUGAUAGCCUGGACUUUCCAUUUCCUUGUCCCAUGAUGAGCCAUUCCCAUGCACUUCAGCCCCUUCUGACUGUUCUGUUCAUUUUCCCUCUGCAUAAGGAACUCUCAUAUUCCAGGCCCCACUCAGAAAAAGCUCCUCUGUUGCUAACAUAUGCUGCAUCCUGCACAUUAGAAUUAUUUCUGUGUCUUUGCUCAUCCAUUUAUGUGCUUGUAAUAGUGGGCAUUCUUCAGGCAACUGGCAUUAACUUCCUGGCUGCCCAAGUCAUAAGAAGAGAUUGUCUACAUGUUUUUGCAUUUCUUGAAUUGUUCCAAAAUUGGAAUACAUUUUUGUUAAACACAAAUACCUAGUCUCUCUUCUUCUACAAAGGCUUCUCCUUGCAGUUCGCCUCUUCGUUGUGUGCUUCAGGCCUCAUGGAGUCCUUCACCCAAGUUCUCUGGGCUGGCCAAGCAGUCACAUGUGCCGUCCCACCGGCCAUUGAAUGGCUUUGAGAUGAACUCAAAGUCUAUGACCGCUGAGAGCUUGGGACACUUGGUUAGAGAACUCUGGUUUAAACUUUCAGGCGAACUGACUGUGAGAAACAAUGUGAUCAGGUGGAAAGGAGAAAAGCUGCUCUCGGUCCUUGUGGCUCCUCAGAAGACACCCCCGUGUGCUCCAUGGACCCUUUUGUACAUAAGCCAAAGGAUUUUUAUUUGCAAUAGAAAGGAUUCUGACUUCUAUGCUUACUUUCCUAUGAGGUUUGAGAUCCAAUAGGUGUAGAAACCCCAUCUAUACACUGUUCACACUGGCGUAGAACUUCUAAACUUCUUUAGUCAGGGCGAAACUGUGGCCUUAUGAGGAUAAAGCCUAUGUUCCGUGCCUACCUGAUGUACCUUACAAGGGUCUUUGACCUUUGGCCUUUUGUCAUAUAGCUCCAUCGCUCUGAAUGCUUUCUCUUCUCUUCUCACCUAACUCUAACUUGUACCUCAGAACCUAACUCAGGUGCUGCAUCAUCAGGAAGAAUGCUCCUCAUACCCUCAAUCAGCCCAAGGCGUGCUAGCCAGUCUUCGCUUGUCUUUCUUUUCUGCUCCGUGGUAACUCCUUGAGGGCAGUGAUGGUCUCCUUUCAGCUUUUCAUCUCUAGCACCCAGCAUAGUUGUUGCCCCACUAACAGUAUAAUGAAUGUUUGCAGGUGAAUGCGUAAGGUCUUCUAAUUUGACCAGGAAUGUUGUUCGAAGUGAUAGCUUGCCCAGCCACAUGUAGCCAUUUUACCUUUAGUUUCCUACUGAAGAAGUUUCAAAGGGAAUAAUAUCUUUAGAGAAGAAAAAUUACUGCCUCUUUUUUUUAUUUAAGUGAAUAUGUAUACAAUAAAGCUGUACAUAUGUAAGGUAGAACUCGCUUUAAGUGUACAGUUCUGUACAAAUGUACGUACCUACGACACCACUUUUGACAAUUGUGUGCAGAAUAUUUGCAUUUCCCUUUGUCCCCUCCUAUUGAGACCCCUGCACACUCACGCACACUCACUUCAGUCACAGAACUGAGGUCAGUCCUAAAGAGCAGGGUCUGUCUUCUAGACGUCCCCCUCAGCCCUCUUGUGAUGGGCUUGCUGCACUUGCUCUAGCGUGCUGACAGUGCUGAGGGACAGGGAUGGUCAAGUGCACGUCUUCAUAGGGACAAGCGGCUCCCUUCCCCCAAGGCAAUUGCUGGCAGUUCGUUUCCGGGCCACGUGUAAGCAUUUGUUUACUUUUCUAAGAAGUCACCGAGUUCGUUUGUGCCGAGAUUCCACCAUCUUACAUUUGCACCAACAACACCUUAGUUGUGGUGGCUCCAGGUCCUGGCUGUCACGGUUAGCUAAGCUAUCAGGAGGCCAUUCUCUUCCUUUUGGUUCCCAGUUAGGUAGAACAACAUCUUAUUCUGCUCAGUCUUUUUCCGUGUGAAAUUAAUUACCUUCUCAUAGGACUUCUUUAUUGUGGAUGUAGCUUAGAAAUCCCAUUCUGUAGGUUAUCCCAUAUAUUUUUUAAAAUUAUUCCUUUUUUCUUUUAAAUUUUUAAAUAAAAGUUUGCUUUCAUUCAUAUUUACAUGCAAUUCUUUAUUUUCCCACACAGAGUACUGAUUAAACUAUCUUUUUCAAGAGCAAAAACUUUAAUUUUAUUGAAAUCAAAUUUAGCUAUUUUUUCUUUUUUCCAUACUAUCUAUAAAAUCUUUGUUUAACUCAAAGUUACACAUACUUUAUCCAUGUUUUCCUCUAUAAACUUUAUAAUUUUUUUAUUCAUUUUGGUCUAUUGUUUUUAAGAUUUUUUUAGUGUGUGGUAAGUUAGGGCUGAGGUUCAUGUUUUCACGCUGGACACCCACCAUUUGCUUAGCAGACCGCUUUCCCUUCUACAUCAGACCUCUACAGAGGCAGGAGGAGCUAGCUGGUUUCUGAACUUGAUUUUAUUUCUUGUGGAAUUUUGUCUGUCUUUCUGUAACAGCAUAACAUCUUAAUUUUUGUGGAUCUAGAGCAAGUCUUGGGAUUGACAGUGUAACUGUUCACUUAUGUCAAAAUUAUUUAAGAUGUUUCAGUAUUAUUGCUUUUCUAAAUAACUUUUAGAAUCAGCAUUUCAGUUUUCCACAAAAGAGUUUGUUAGGAUUUUUUUAAUAACAUUUGCUCUAUAAGUAGCUUUGGAAACAAUUGAUAUCAUAAUACUGAGUUGUCCAAUCCAUGAGCACAGUAUAUUUCUCCAUUUACUUAGGGUUUUUUUUUUAAUUUUCACUCAAUAAUAUAUUGUAGUUUCGAGUGAGAAAUUCUUGCACAUAUUUUGUUAAAACUAUCCCUAGUUAUUUCUUGUUUAUUUUACUGUAAAUUAUAUUUUUAACUUUCAAUUUCCGGUGGUUUGUUGUUAAUAUACAGAAGUACAACUGAAUUUUCAUAUUGACCCUGUAUCCUAAGACCUUGAAAAAAUACUUCUGUUAUCCUUUUUUGCAGCUUCCCUAGGAUUUCCUACAUAUAUAGUAUAUCAACUGCAAAUAAAGAUAAUAUUGCUUCUUUCA
Microtus ochrogaster (prairie vole) is the source of this 7361-nucleotide messenger RNA. RefSeq names its product TBC1 domain family member 19 (gene Tbc1d19). The record is from RefSeq and is a predicted model, not a curated record. Lineage: Eukaryota; Metazoa; Chordata; Mammalia; Rodentia; Cricetidae.